Messenger RNA from Meleagris gallopavo (turkey), 838 nucleotides. The record is from RefSeq and is a predicted model, not a curated record. NCBI's taxonomy places the organism in Eukaryota, Metazoa, Chordata, Aves, Galliformes, Phasianidae.
GCCUGUCCCCACCACUUAUAGGCCUGUCCCCAUCACCCCUGGGCUGCCACCUCCUCCCGGUUCUACUUCUGAAACCCAUCCCCCUCGUGUCUCCCCCCAGGACUGCAGCGUUCUGGCCUUCGUGCUGGACCACCUGCUGCCCCACACACAGAACGCCGAGGACAAGGACACGCCGGCGCUGGCGCGGCUCUUCCUGGCCAGCUUGGCCGCCGCCGGCAGCGGGACGGACGCGCAGGUGGCUCUGGUCAACGAGGUGAAGGCAGCGCUGGGACGGGCCCUGGCCAUGGCCGAGAGCACCGAGAAGCACGCCAGGCUGCAGGCCGUCAUGUGCAUCAUCAGCACCAUCAUGGAGUCGUGCCCUUCCACCUCCAGCUUCUACAGCAGCGCCACCAAAACCCAACACAACGGCAUGAACAACAUCAUCCGCCUCUUCCUCAAGAAGGGCUUGGUCAACGACCUGGCCAGGGUCCCACACAGCCUCGACCUCUCUAGGUAUGCCCCACAUGUUGGGUUGGGGACACGUCGUGGGGUUGGGGACACGUCGUGGGGUUGGGGACACCCACUCUUGGUCACCGUGUUGGGUAUCGCUAUUUCUACGUUGGAUGGAUGGCGUUGACGUUGUGAUGUUUGUACCAAAAUGAUGGGGUUUGGGGCCACCUGGGAGCCACAGAGGGGACAUUUGGGGACAACCAGACCCUCUUGUCCCAUCGGCUGUCCCCUCCCCCAAGAUGACCAACACCAUAUGGUGUCAUGUCACCAAAUAUUGGUAUUUCUACAUUGGAUGGACGGCGUUGACGUUGUGAUGUUUGUACCAAAAUGAUGGGGUUUGGGGCCACCU